Pongo pygmaeus (Bornean orangutan) is the source of this 2383-nucleotide messenger RNA. RefSeq names its product paired box 9 (gene PAX9). Lineage: Eukaryota; Metazoa; Chordata; Mammalia; Primates; Hominidae. The record is from RefSeq and is a predicted model, not a curated record. Gene Ontology annotation, biological process: anatomical structure development; regulation of transcription by RNA polymerase II. The transcript has 5 exons. Gene Ontology annotation, molecular function: DNA-binding transcription factor activity, RNA polymerase II-specific; RNA polymerase II cis-regulatory region sequence-specific DNA binding. Bases 176 to 1327 code for a protein of 383 amino acids.
GGGGCACAGACUUCCUUUUACUUCUUCCUUUUGCCCUCUCGCCUCCUCCUCCUGGGAAGAAGCGGAGGCGCCGGCGGUCGGCCGGGAUAGCAACAGGCCGGGCCGCUGAGGCGGUGCGGAAAGUUUCCGUCUGGGAGUGCGGAACUGGGGCCGGGUUGGUGUACUGCUCGGAGCAAUGGAGCCAGCCUUCGGGGAGGUGAACCAGCUGGGAGGAGUGUUCGUGAACGGGAGGCCGCUGCCCAACGCCAUCCGGCUUCGCAUCGUGGAACUGGCCCAACUGGGCAUCCGACCGUGUGACAUCAGCCGCCAGCUACGGGUCUCGCACGGCUGCGUCAGCAAGAUCCUGGCGCGAUACAACGAGACGGGCUCGAUCUUGCCAGGAGCAAUCGGGGGCAGCAAGCCCCGGGUCACUACCCCCACCGUGGUGAAACACAUCCGGACCUACAAGCAGAGAGACCCCGGCAUCUUCGCCUGGGAGAUCCGGGACCGCCUGCUGGCGGACGGCGUGUGCGACAAGUACAACGUGCCCUCCGUGAGCUCCAUCAGCCGCAUUCUGCGCAACAAGAUCGGCAACUUGGCCCAGCAGGGUCAUUACGACUCAUACAAGCAGCACCAGCCGACGCCGCAGCCAGCGCUGCCCUACAACCACAUCUACUCGUACCCCAGCCCUAUCACGGCGGCGGCCGCCAAGGUGCCCACGCCACCCGGGGUGCCUGCCAUCCCCGGUUCUGUGGCCAUGCCGCGCACCUGGCCCUCCUCGCACUCCGUCACCGACAUCCUGGGCAUCCGCUCCAUCACCGACCAAGCAGUGAGCGACAGCUCCCCCUACCACAGCCCCAAGGUGGAGGAGUGGAGCAGCCUGGGCCGCAACAACUUCCCCGCCGCCGCCCCGCACGCGGUGAACGGGUUGGAGAAGGGAGCCCUGGAGCAGGAAGCCAAGUACGGUCAGGCACCAAAUGGUCUCCCAGCUGUGGGCAGUUUUGUGUCAGCAUCCAGCAUGGCUCCUUACCCUACCCCAGCCCAAGUGUCGCCUUACAUGACCUACAGCGCUGCUCCUUCUGGUUAUGUUGCUGGACAUGGGUGGCAACAUGCUGGCAGCACCUCGUUGUCUCCCCACAACUGUGACAUUCCCGCAUCGCUGGCGUUCAAGGGAAUGCAGGCAGCCAGAGAAGGUGACUUUCUGGCAACGUCUUUGUCUCUGUUUGGUGGUGGGCUGCUCGGGCUCCUGGACCUAGACUUGCCCCCAAAUUUUGUGUAUGCAGUGAAGGCUUCAACAUCUCAUGAAGGACACUUUCUUUCUACAGCAGAGGACACGAAAAACAGAUAAAACAAGCCAGUCUCCCAUUUUGUACCUAAUCAAACAACACACAUGCCAAGCAUAUAAAGACAAGAGGGUGGAAAAUAUCUGAACAAGAAGGCGCUAAAGGAAGUCACUUAGAAACUUAAGUUUAAUGUGAAAUGUUUUGCAAAGAUGCUUAAAAUGAACUUUGUGUUAAGAAAACCACUGUGAAACUAAAUUGUAUAUUAUUGUUGGCUUACCUGUGUGUUCAGCAAUCUCAGCCCCAAAUUAUGUUGUAAUUUAAAGAAAAUGGAAAAUUCUGCUCUAAUGAAUGUAACAAUGGCUUGCUGUGAAGUUUACAUUGUUGUACAGAAGCAUGUUUCGCAUGUAGGUAAACUGGUGGUGGUACUAGAAAUACAAUGUUAUUUAAUUUUAACAAAUUCCCUUUAUUCAUUUCUGAAAUUACAGGACACAGUUUAACUCAUAAACCUUUCUAGACCAAUUUAUUUUUCACUUUAAUGUUAAUAACAGUUGUGGAGUAUAUGUGUGUGUGAGCAUGUGAGUAUGUGUUGUAUUUUAAAACAAUUGAUGUUCUGGGGCAAAAUUCUACAGUUUUUAAUCCCUUCUGUUUAGGAAGUUCUUCCUGUUUGGCAAUAUAGGCUUAAAAAUAUGUUUUUAGGACAUUGGUACAAUUCAGCUAUUGGAAAAUUAAUAUAUUGAGGGUUUUUUGGUACUAAAUCUGUGCAAUAACUAAAAGAGCACCUCACUGGAUAUGGAUGUUGAAGAUGGAUUCCCUAGGUGAUUUUAAUUUCUUCCCGUCUGUGCUGUGCACAGUCUACAUGGCAAUGCAGUUCCACCACAUCGGUUUCAUGGCUUCAUUUAAAACUCAGAUGGCUAGAUUAGUUCGGUUUUCAAAUCACUAGGAUGUAAACAGUAAGCAGAUUUCUGACACACGAAUUAUGUUAGAGUAACUGCUUUUUUCAGACAGCAGAUAUUUUAUAGAGAGCUUUGAACUGCAUUUAUUUCUAAAGCAACCGAAAUUCAGUGCUACAAAUAGAGGAUUAUAACUUCAGGAGAAGAAUAAGCAGAAGGAGCAGAUGAACU